This is a messenger RNA of Morchella sextelata, 579 nucleotides long. RefSeq lists its product as uncharacterized. Bases 1 to 579 code for a protein of 192 amino acids. The record is from RefSeq and is a predicted model, not a curated record. NCBI's taxonomy places the organism in Eukaryota, Fungi, Ascomycota, Pezizomycetes, Pezizales, Morchellaceae. The transcript has 2 exons.
AUGGCCACAAUCACCUCCUUCAACGCUUAUUUCAAUAGCAGAUUUGCUGCCUAUAAACGCAGGCCCAACCCCUCACCACCCACUGGGUCCUAUGCAACGCUCAUUCCAAUGAUGCAUUUUACCAUGGCAGACCCUAUCCCCGCCGAGACACUCCAGGACGCACACGACGAUCUCCUCACCAUCACGUCUGCCAUCCAAGCUCUUUCGAGCUUCGCCCCCGAUGAGCUUCUGUUCCAGCGUGAUUUGUUGAUGAAGAUCGUCAAUAGAUUGUACAACGUUGAGAAGCUCCUCCCACAGCUCGAGGCCAUUGACAAGAACAAUCAUGCCAUUCUCUUGUCACACUACGACGCUGUUAUCCAGAAGAAGGAGAACCUCCUCCUCCACGUCGAACGUGCUCUCCAGGAGAAGCAUUACGUUCUUUGUCCCAACCGUAUCGAUAGGAUCCUGAUGAAGGUUCUUUGGGGCACUGAGAAGGGUUCUGCUAUGUGGGACCAGUCCAAGAAGACCUGGGAUAAAGAAAGGGCUGCGUUUACAGCGGCACAGGAGUCGUUCAACAGGUACAGAUCUGGAGGAAUCUAG